CGUGACUAGUGUCCGCUGCGAGUUUCAGCGUCGUAUCGACCGCUUUUGUAUGUUUGGUUCAUCGGCCCUGCAACAGCAACCGACCGAUCUGGGUCCACAGUUCAGACCAUAAACCAAAGGUGGCCUUGGGUGGAAGACCUAUUCUCCUCCUGCUCUUCCACCUCUUCUUCUUUCUCCUCCUCCUUCUCCUCCUCCUCCUCCUCCUCCUGGGUACCUGGCUUCAGCACCGCGGACAGCUCCCCGCCUCCAGCCCGUGAACCGGCGCCUCUUUUCGGAUGGUCACACACAAGUCACACCAGCAGGGAGACAGAGGCGCUCUGAGCACAUGAGACACUCCAAUAUUGGAUAUAUCCUCCCUUAUCUUUCUCUCACAUCACACCGGCGGAUGUGACAAAGACUACUGACUAUUCUGGGAGUCGAGAAAACAAGAAACACAAUGAUCUCUCGAUAUAAACCGAGUCCCAGUUCCACCAUGUCUUUGGCGUUCUGUGGGAACGAGAACAACUCGGCUGCCUACAACGUGGAUGGGGGGGUUUUGAACAACGGCUGUUUUCUGGAUGCGCUCAAUGUGGUGCCACACGUCUUUCUCCUCUUCAUCACCUUUCCCAUCCUCUUCAUUGGCUGGGGCAGCCAGAGUUCAAAAGUCCACAUCCACCACAGCACGUGGCUACACUUCCCUGGCCACAACCUGCGCUGGCUCCUCACCUUCGUCCUGCUCUUCAUCCUCGUCUGUGAGAUUGCAGAAGGCAUCGUCUCUGAUGGGUUCAGUCAGUCCCUCCAUCUGCACCUGUACAUGCCUGCAGGUCUGGCCUUCAUGGCUGGGAUUACAUCGAUUGUCUAUUAUCAUAACAUUGAAACCUCUAACUUCCCCAAGCUACUAUUAGCCCUGUUGAUCUACUGGGUUCUGGCCUUUAUUAUGAAGACCAUCAAGUUUGCCAAGUACACCGAGCAUGGCAUCGGCCCCCGGCAGCUCCGCUACUGCAUCACUGGACUGCUGGUGCUGCUUUACGGGCUCCUACUCACUGUGGAGAUCAAUGUCAUUCAAGGCAGGCGCUACAUGUGUUUUGCCAACCCGACAGAAGUCAAACCUCCUGAGGACCUCCAGGACCUGGGUGUGCGGUUCCUUCAGCCAUUUGUCAACCUGUUGUCUAAAGCCACUUACUGGUGGAUGAAUACAUUCAUUACCUCCGCUCACAGACGGCCCAUUGACCUCAAGGUCAUUGGCAAACUCCCCAUUGCAAUGAGAGCGCUCACCAACUACAUAAAACUGCGCAAAGCUUUUGAAGAUCAAAAGAGGCCUCAGGGCACGGCACCCCAGGGUCCAAAGUGGAUCUGGCAGGCCUUGAGGAAGGCAUUUGGGAGACCCCUUAUCCUCAGUAUCACAUUCCGCUUUCUCGCCGACCUGCUGGGCUUCGCCGGACCUUUAUGUAUCUCAGGCAUCGUCCACCACAUCAGUAAGGACAACAGCACAAUCCAGCCUCCGAAGAGGCUCCUGGGGAUCUAUUUUAUUUCCUCAAAGGAGUUUUUGGAGAAUGCUUAUGUGCUGGCUGUGCUCCUCUUCUUUGCGCUGCUCCUGCAGAGAACAUUCCUCCAAGCCUCCUACUAUGUGGCCAUUGAAACAGGAAUUAACCUGCGUGGGGCCAUACAGACUAAAAUCUACAACAAAAUCAUGCGUCUGUGCACCUCCAACAUUUCCAUGGGGGAACUUACUGUGGGUCAAAUUUGCAACCUGGUUGCCAUAGAUACCAACCAGCUCAUGUGGUUCUUCUUCCUCUGUCCCAAUCUGUGGGCCAUGCCAGUACAGAUCAUCGUGGGAGUCAUCUUGCUUUACUACCUCCUGGGAAUCAGUGCCUUGAUCGGAGCGACCGUCAUCGCUGUGUUAGCUCCUGUCCAAUACUUUGUGGCCACAAAAUUGUCUCAAACACAAAAGAGCACUCUGGAAUACUCCAGUGAGCGCCUUAAGAAAACCAAUGAGCUGCUGCGUGGUAUCAAGCUGCUGAAGCUGUAUGCCUGGGAGCACAUCUUCUGUGACAGCGUGGAGGAAACCAGAGGCAAAGAGCUCACCAGCCUGCAGGCCUUCGCUCUGUACACAUCCAUAUCCAUUUUCAUGAAUGCAGCUAUUCCAAUUGCAGCUGUAUUGACGACGUUUGUGGUUCAUGUUCACAUCUCCGAGGACGCCGACCUGUCCCCGGCGGUGGCCUUCGCCUCUCUGUCCCUCUUUCACAUCCUGGUUACUCCUCUCUUCCUGCUCUCCAGCGUUGUGCGCUCCACCGUCAAGGCACUUGUUAGCGUUCAGAAACUCAGUGAGUUUUUCUCCAGUGAUGAGAUCGGAGAUGAACAGGAACCCAGAGCGAUGUUAACCUCAACAUCCAGCAACCACAACCAAAACAGAUACCAGGCCGUGUCAUCCUCUAAACCUUUCCCUUCAUCCUCCUCCUCCUCCUCCUCCUUCUCCUCUGUGACCCGACGCCUUCAGCCCCUGAAGGUGGUGAACCGGAAGCGCCCUCCAAGAGAUGACUGGAAUAACUACAGUUCACGGGGGGACCAUGAUGGUGAUGGACCCUCCCAGGAUGUGGAUCAAGACAUAUGUAUCAAGAUAACCAGCGGCUAUUUUACUUGGACUGAUGGACCUCCAACACUGUCUAAUGUGGACAUCAAGAUCCCUUUUGGUAAAUUGACCAUGAUUGUAGGCCAAGUGGGUUGUGGGAAAUCAUCUCUGUUGCUGGCAGCUUUGGGGGAAAUGCAGAGAAUAUCAGGACAGGUCACUUGGAACAGUCUGCCAAACCUGGACACUGAGGGAGAUGAAAGCCCCACAGACAGAGAUGCAGCAAGUGAUGGAGAUAUCAGGAAGAGAGGCGCUGUGGCCUACGCUUCCCAGAAGCCCUGGCUGUUGAACGCCAGUCUGGUUGAAAACAUCACUUUUGAGAUGCCAAUGAUUAAACCAAGAUACAAAGCUGUGGUCGAGGCCUGUUCUCUACAACCUGACAUUGACAUCCUUCCACAGGGGGAUCAGACGGAGAUCGGCGAGCGGGGUAUUAUCCUUUCAGGGGGACAGAAACAGCGCAUCAGCGUGGCCAGAGCCUUGUACCAGCAGACCAAUGUGGUUUUUCUGGAUGACCCAUUUUCUGCCUUGGAUAUCCACUUGAGCGACCAUCUGAUGCAGGAUGGGAUUCUUAAGCUCCUGAGAGAAGAGAAAAGGACAGUGGUGUUGGUCACACAUAAACUUCAGUACCUACCACAUGCAGACUGGAUUAUCGCCAUGAAAGAUGGUACCAUCCAAACUGAAGGCACUUUGAAGGACAUCCAGAACUCAGAACCUGAACUCUUCGAGCAGUGGAAGACGCUGAUGCACAGACAAGACAAGGAGUUUGAGAAAGAGACAGUUGCAGAGAGCAUGACCGACUUGGAGAGAAAAAACCUGAGGAGAGCCAUGUACUCCAGAGAGGCUGUCCGAACAGAAGAGGAUGAGGAAGAUGGCACCCCUGGGUGGACAUGUGCGAUGGCUCCAGCAGCAGGUGUUGCGCUCAUUUUCGAUCGAGCAGAGGAAUCUGUGGAAAGUGACGACGACGACAACCUGUCACAGGUCAUGCGUCAGCGUGCGACCAUCCCCUGGCGCUCCUGCGGAACCUACCUGUCCUCCGCCGGCUUCCUGCUGCUGUCCCUGCUCCUCCUGUCACAGCUCCUCAAACACUCGCUCAUGGUUGCCAUCGACUACUGGCUGGCACACUGGACGUCACGCGUCAUCACAGCCAAGAUGGACGCGACAGCUCGAAACUGCACAAUCGUCCAAGACUGUGGCUUCAGUCAUUCGUGGUAUCUGUCUGUGUUCAGCGUACUGUGUUGUCUGGGCAUCGCGCUGUGUCUGGCCACCUCUGUGGCUGUGGAGUGGACCGGCCUCAAAGUGGCCAAAGAACUCCACCACAACCUGCUCAACAAGAUCAUACUGGCCCCCAUGAGGCUGUUUGAGACGACUCCGCUCGGCAGCAUCCUCAACAGGUUUUCUACAGACACAAACACCAUCGACCAGCACAUCCCCACCACCCUGGAGUGUCUCAUCCGUUCCACCCUGCUGUGUGUGUCCGCCCUGGGCGUCAUCUCCUAUGUGACCCCUGUCUUCCUCAUCGCCCUCCUGCCGCUGGCUGUUGCAUGCUACUUUAUCCAGAAAUAUUUCCGAGUGGCUUCCAGGGACCUUCAGCAGUUGGAGGACAGCACCCAACUCCCUUUACUCUCCCAUUUCUCUGAGACAGUGGAAGGUCUGACCACAAUAAGAGCCCUCAGGUACGAGCCCAGGUUCAGACAAAGGUUACUGCAGUUCACCGAUGCCAACAACAUCGCGUCCCUCUUCCUCACGGCUGCCAAUCGCUGGCUGGAGGUCCGCAUGGAGUACAUUGGUGCCUGUGUGGUCCUCGUCGCAGCUGUCGCCUCCAUCACUAACUCCCUGUACAACCAGCUGUCCCCUGGGCUGGUGGGACUUGGACUGACAUAUGCACUAAUGGUGUCCAACUACAUGAACUGGAUGGUGCGUAACCUGGCGGACAUGGAGGUACAGCUUGGCUCAGUCAAGAGGAUUAACGGCCUGCUCAAAACAGAACCAGAGAAUUACGAGGGUCUGCUCACCGUGUCUCAGGUCCCAGAUGGGUGGCCUCAGGAGGGAGAGAUCAAGAUCCAGAAUCUGAGCGUCCGUUACGAUGCCUCGUUGAAGCCGGUCCUCAAGAACGUCAACGCGCACGUCAACCCCGGGCAGAAGGUGGGAAUCUGUGGUAGGACCGGCAGUGGCAAAUCCUCUUUCUCCUUGGCGUUCUUCCGUAUGGUGGACAUGUUUGAAGGGAGGAUUGUGAUUGAUGACAUCGACAUUGCGAAGCUGCCUCUGCAGACCCUCAGGUCUCGCCUGUCCAUCAUCCUCCAAGACCCCAUCCUGUUCAGCGGGACCAUCCGAUUUAACCUGGACCCUGAGAUGAAGGCGACAGAUGAGAUGCUGUGGGAAGCUCUGGAGAUCGCUCAGCUCAAGCCUAUGGUCAAAUCACUUCCAGGAGGCCUGGAUGCCAAUGUGACAGAGGGAGGAGAAAACUUCAGUCAGGGCCAGAGACAGCUCUUCUGUUUGGCCAGAGCCUUCGUGAGGAAGAGCAGCAUCCUCAUCAUGGAUGAAGCCACGGCAUCCAUCGACAUGGCGACGGAGAGCAUCCUGCAGAAGGUGGUGAUGACAUCCUUUGCUGACCGAACAGUAGUUACUAUAGCACAUCGUGUUCACACCAUCCUGAAUGCCGACCUGGUGAUUGUGAUGAAGCGGGGGAUCAUCCUGGAGUACGACAGACCCCAGGCCCUGCUGGACAAGGAGGACAGUGUCUUUGCAUCCUUUGUGCGAGCAGACAAGUAGCACAAUGAGAGGAGAAACGUUAUAGGAAUACAUUCAAAGUGCAAUUGUCCCAUGGAAUAUAUUCCAUUUUAUUUUUUAUUCAUGAUGUAUUAUAUUUGUAUAUAAAGAAAAUGUUAAUUCUUUGUUAAUAAAAUAUAAAUUAUCAUUGAA
Sphaeramia orbicularis (orbiculate cardinalfish) is the source of this 5524-nucleotide messenger RNA. RefSeq names its product ATP-binding cassette, sub-family C (CFTR/MRP), member 8 (gene abcc8). Gene Ontology annotation, cellular component: membrane. The record is from RefSeq and is a predicted model, not a curated record. The transcript is spliced from 40 exons. NCBI's taxonomy places the organism in Eukaryota, Metazoa, Chordata, Actinopteri, Kurtiformes, Apogonidae. Gene Ontology annotation, molecular function: ATP hydrolysis activity; ATP binding; ABC-type transporter activity. Gene Ontology annotation, biological process: transmembrane transport; potassium ion transport. Bases 437 to 5374 code for a protein of 1645 amino acids.